GUGGCAAAACGCCCCGUAGAAAAACUGGUUAUUUUGGAUGCUUGAGAGUAGCUAACGUUCAUGCAGUAAAAGACUUCAGUCGGCGAGAGCUGGACGUUUUCAUAGAAAAUAAAUAUUGUCUUGUGAAAUGUUCACAAGAGAAGAAAAGUUUUUGCCUGGGUGAGCAAGGCCAAAGCCUGCAGUACCAUGGCAUGUCCAGAGGAGGAAGAGGUGGAAGUGACCCGGGUUGUAGGGCUGAUGAAGAGGCUGUACUCGCGUGAUGACAGCCCUCUGUCCCAGGAUGAGCUGGACUGCCUCACACAGAACAGCGAAGAGCGGCCCUUUCUGGUGACCCAUCACCUGCGUGGAGUGAGGGAGGGUGGCGUGCCGCUGCUGCUUCAGGGGACUCCUGUGACCUGCCGGGUGAACAGCACGGAGAGAUACACCACGCGCUCCAAGGUGCGUGUCUGUACUCUAUACACAGUCAAGCUCACACAUGGUCAGUUCACCUGGACUGUGAAGAGAAAGUACAAGCACUUCCAGGAGCUGCACCGCGACCUGUACAAGCACAAGAUCCUGUUAAACCUCCUGCCACUUGGAAGAUUUGCAGCUCAGAGGCAGCAGCUGGAAGCCAUGUCAGAGGAAAUGCCCAGUCUGCAUGGUUCUGAGAGAGGCAGAAGAACUUCCAGCAAGCCGAAAUACCUGGAGGAAUACCUGAGCAACCUGCUAGAAAACAACUUCUGCCGGAACUACCAUGGCAUGCUGGAGUUUCUGGAUGUCAGUCUGCUUUCCUUCAUCAAAGAUCUUGGGCCCAAGGGUUUGGAGGGCUUCAUCCUGAAGAGGUCAGGUGGUCAUCGGAUCCAGGGCCUGAACUGCAUCGGACACCACCAGUUCUGCUAUCGGUGGUCACGGCGCUGGCUCGUGGCCAAAGACUCCUUCCUGCUUUACAUGAAGAGGGAGGCGGGAGAAAUCUCAUUUGUGCUGCUCUUCGACCCGGAGCUCAAGGUCCAAGUGGGCCGCUGCUACACGGACACCAAGUACGGCGUGUGCAUCCAGAACUUUACACGAAACCUGGUCAUUAAGUGCAGCAGUUACAGACAGGCCCAGUGGUGGAGCCAUGAGAUCCGCAGGCUGGCAGAACCAUGUGACUUCCUGCAGACACACAGAUUCCAGGGGUUUGCCCCACCCCGGGAGAACACACUCACCAAGUGGUAUGUGAAUGGCAGUGGCUACUUUUCAGACUUAGCUGAUGCUCUGGAGCAGGCCAAAGAGGAAAUCUUCAUCACAGACUGGUGGCUCAGCCCUGAGAUUUACCUGAAGAGGCCUGCCACAGACAACUAUUGGCGCCUGGACGAAAUCCUCAAACGCAAAGCAGAUCAGGGUGUGAAGGUCUGUGUGCUGCUGUACAAGGAAGUGGAGCUGGCCCUGGGCAUCAACAGUGACUACAGCAAAAGGACCCUCAUGAACAGGCACCCCAACAUCAAGGUCAUGCGUCAUCCAGACCACGUCUCCGCCAUCAUCUUCCUUUGGGCGCACCAUGAGAAGAUGGUGGCCAUUGACCAAACAGUGGCCUUUGUGGGCGGGAUUGACCUGGCCUAUGGGAGGUGGGACGACAGUCACUACCGGCUAUCAGACCUGGGUGCUGCACCGACACCCCAUAAAAUCCAGGAGGCGGGGCCUGAGGCUGGUGACGUGGUUGACCAGGGUUCUCAUGAGCCAGCCAGUCAGCCCCUGGAAACAGAAGUGAAACCAAGUGGCCCAGGGGAUCUGACAGGCAACACUCAACUGUGGCUGGGCAAAGACUACAGCAACUUCAUCAAUAAGGACUGGGUCCAUCUGGACCACCCAUUUGAGGACAACAUCGACCGGACCCAGGUGCCUCGCAUGCCUUGGCGUGACCUGGCCACCGCGCACCACGGGAAGGCAGCCAGAGACCUUGCCCGCCAUUUCAUCCAGAGAUGGAAUUUCACAAAGAUCUUCAAGAACAAGUAUAAAGACCACUUCUACCCCUGUCUGCUUCCAAAAUCCAACAGCACAGCAGAUUGUCUGCCCUUCACGGUCCCUGGAAGCAAGCAGGCAUCAGUGCAGGUGCUGCGUUCUGUGGAUCGCUGGUCUGCUGGGACGUGUGAGAGCUCCAUCCACAACGCUUACAUCCAUACCAUAGAAAACAGUGAGCACUACAUCUAUAUUGAGAAUCAAUUCUUCAUCAGCUGUGCAGAUGGGAAGAAUGUACACAAUGGCAUUGGUGAUGCCAUAGUGAACAGGAUUCUGCGGGCACACAGUGAACAGAAGAAGUACCGGGUGUUUGUGGUGAUUCCCCUGCUGCCUGGGUUCGAGGGUGACAUCAGUGCAGGGGGAGGUAAUGCCAUCCAGGCCAUUCUCCACUUCACCUAUAGGACCAUAUGCCGAGGGGAUUUUUCCAUUCUGGCCAGACUGAAGGAGCACAUGCAGGACCAGUGGAGCCAGUACAUCUCCCUGUGUGGCGUGCGCACUCACUCCCAGCUGGCUCAGUCCCUGGUCACGGAGCUCAUCUACGUCCACAGCAAGAUGAUCAUCGCCGAUGACCGCCGCUACAUCGUUGGCUCAGCCAAUAUCAAUGACCGCAGCAUGCUGGGUAGUCGGGACAGUGAGCUGGCAGUGCUGGUGGAGGACACGGAGAGGGUGCCGUCCCGUAUGGGGGGCGAGGAGUACCAAGCAGGGCCCUUGACUCUUGCCCUGCGCAUGGAGUGCUUCAGAGUCCUCUUGGCAGCAGAUUCAGAACCUUGCAUUGACAUCCAGGACCCAAUCAGUGAUGAGUUUUUUGAGGUGUGGAACAAGACUGCCGAAUCAAAUGCCAUGAUUUAUGACAAGGUCUUCCAGUGUCUGCCCACCGACUCUAUCCACAGCCUGCGUGCACUAAAGGAACUGUCUUCAGUGGAACGUUUGUGUGAUACAGACCCUGAACGUGCUAGAGAGGAACUGGAAGCAAUCAAAGGCCUCCUGGUCCACUUCCCCCUCUGCUUCCUAUCUGAGGAGAACCUCAUGCCUCCACUCAGCAGCAAGGAGAGAAUGGUUCCCAUGGACGUCUGGACCUAAAGGGCAACACAUUAUUAUGCCGAGUCAAUGCAAAGCAUGUUGGGAGUGACAGCUGUCUAUAAUGCUACAGUGGACUGCUUCACUUUAAAUUUAAUGUAACACUCACCUUUCUCACCCACCUCUUCUAUAAGGGCAAAAACUGCCAAACAUGAACAAAGUCAACAGAUUUUACAUUAAAAAUAUAACACACAUAGAAGACAAACUUGUACAAAGAAAUUGCUCAGGUCUUUUGUGUUCAUUAACCAACUCAUCCCGAAAAUAAUUUGUUUACAAAAUUUCUAUAUGGAACCAAUCCUAAUUGGCCCAUGUAUGUGUAUUUAAAAAUGUAAAGAAAUGAACUAAAGGUAUAUUAUGAUAACUUUUGUGAGAGAUUCAGAACAUAAAACCUAGAGAGGCUGUGUUUUUAUACACUAGAGCUAUAGAUACUCCAAGAUAUUUGCAUCCCUUUAUUGAUUAUUUGAAACCUUCCUCUGAAGAUUCAGUUGGGAGUAUGAUUAAGGUAAAUGGUAAAUGGACUGCAUUUAUAUAGCACAUUUAUCCAAAGCGCUUUACAAUUGAUGCCUCUCAUUCACCCAUACACACACUCACACUCACACACCAACGGUGAAAGGCUGCCAUGCAAGGUACCAAUCAGCUCAUUGGGAGCAUUUAGGGGUUAGGUGUCUUGCUCAGGGACUGCCCAGGGUGGGGAAUUGAACCAACAACCCUCCGACUGCCAGACAACCGCUCUUACCUCCUGAGCUAUGUCGCCCCACAUAAGGAAAAUCUUUCAUCAAUAAUUGAUUUUUGUGGACCAAAGACAGGAUUUAAUGUGAUGUGAUUAGUGUGGUUUCCAGUUAAACCCUUCAACUCAUUGCAGGGUACAGCUUGCCAUGACAAAUUAUUGAUGUUGAGACAACUAUGGGCACCCUGACCUGUUCCUUGCUGUACCACCAUUUCAAUGUUAAUGCAAUGUAAUGUUUAAAUGGCAUGAUAAGUGUGAAACAUUGCCAUGAGAUUAUGCUCUUUGAGUCCUGAAUUUUCAUUACACUACAGUAUACACUAUCUGGACAAUAAAUCUGACACAAGCCUCAUCUCUUAAUUCAUAAUGUGUAUCAAAAGGGAGAAAGUGGAAAGAACCGUGUGAGGCUGAAGAGCAGAGGAAGAAAUUCUCAACCUAAAACCUAAAAUUUAGAUAUUAGAUAUUCAGGAUAGAGAGAGGAACAGAAUAUAUCAUGUUGUACGGAUGUAAGUGACUUGAAGUUAUUUUAUAAUUAUAUAAAAUUUGUGGAAAUCUG
Anguilla anguilla (European eel) is the source of this 4331-nucleotide messenger RNA. Its product is annotated as phospholipase D1-like. Gene Ontology annotation, molecular function: D-type glycerophospholipase activity; phosphatidylinositol binding. Gene Ontology annotation, biological process: intracellular signal transduction; cell motility; phosphatidic acid biosynthetic process. Lineage: Eukaryota; Metazoa; Chordata; Actinopteri; Anguilliformes; Anguillidae. The transcript has 24 exons. Bases 187 to 3054 code for a protein of 955 amino acids. The record is from RefSeq and is a predicted model, not a curated record.